Messenger RNA from Lutra lutra (Eurasian river otter), 4976 nucleotides. It is a transcript of the gene SALL1, whose product is annotated as spalt like transcription factor 1. Gene Ontology annotation, molecular function: DNA-binding transcription factor activity, RNA polymerase II-specific; RNA polymerase II cis-regulatory region sequence-specific DNA binding. Gene Ontology annotation, biological process: regulation of transcription by RNA polymerase II. The transcript is spliced from 4 exons. Gene Ontology annotation, cellular component: nucleus. The record is from RefSeq and is a predicted model, not a curated record. Bases 44 to 4012 code for a protein of 1322 amino acids. Lineage: Eukaryota; Metazoa; Chordata; Mammalia; Carnivora; Mustelidae.
UCCCGAUUCCGGACCCCGGGGCGCGGCUGAUGUUUGAGCCAGCAUGUCGCGGAGGAAGCAAGCGAAGCCUCAACAUUUCCAAUCCGACCCCGAAGUGGCCUCGCUCCCCCGGCGAGAUGGAGACGCAGAGAAAGGUCAACCCAGUCGCGCCACGAAGAGCAAGGACGCCCACGUCUGUGGCCGGUGCUGUGCCGAGUUCUUUGAAUUAUCAGAUCUUCUGCUCCACAAGAAGAACUGUACUAAAAAUCAAUUAGUGUUAAUCGUCAAUGAAAGCCCAGCCAGCCCACCCGAAACCUUCUCUCCCACCCCUCCUCCCGAGCAUCCCGAUGAACAAAUGAAUGACCCCGUUCUCAAAACAGAUCAGGCCGAAGGCGGCGACCUUUCGGAACACCGCAGCUGCCACAGGGAAGAGUCCAUGGAGGUGGAGGCCCCGGGGGCUAACAAAGGUGGCGGGGGCGCUCCGGGGGGCGGCAGCGGGGGCAGCGGUGGCCCCCCGCCAGGCUGCAGCGGCGUUCCCUCUACCGGUACCUCAGCGAUCACAACCUCUCUACCUCAACUCGGGGACCUGACGACACUGGGCAACUUCUCCGUGAUCAACAGCAACGUCAUCAUCGAGAACCUGCAGAGCACCAAGGUGGCCGUGGCCCAGUUCUCCCAGGAAGCGAGGUGCAGCGGGGCCUCGGGGGGCAAGCUGGCCGUGCCUGCCCUCAUGGAGCAGCUCCUGGCCCUCCAGCAGCAACAGAUCCACCAGCUGCAGCUGAUCGAACAGAUCCGUCACCAAAUACUGCUGUUGGCAUCUCAGAACGCAGACUUGCCAACAUCUUCUAGUCCUUCUCCAGGUACUUUACGAACAUCUGCCAACCCCUUGUCCACACUAAGCUCCCAUUUGUCUCAGCAGCUGGCGGCGGCAGCUGGCUUAGCCCAGAGCCUUGCCAGCCAGUCUGCGUGCAUCAGCGGUGUGAAACAGCUCCCCCCCACCCAGCUACCUCAGAGCGGUUCUGGCCACACCAUCGUUCCACCCAACAGCGGCUCUUCCCCCAACAUUAAUGUUUUGGCGGCAGCGGGGAGCACCUCGUCCUCGGAAAAAGCGGCUUCGAGCGCUGGCGCCGUGCACGCCAGCCACCCAGCAGCCUCGGCGUCAUCGUCACCAGCUUUUGCAAUAAGCAGUUUAUUGAAUCCUGCAUCUAAUCCACUUCUACCUCAGCCGGCCCCCGCUAACCCGGUGUUCCCCAGCCCUUUGCCCAACAUCGGAACGACUGCAGAGGAUUUGAACUCCUUGUCCACCUUGGCCCAGCAAAGAAAAAGCAAGCCACCAAAUGUCCCCGCCUUCGAAGCGAAAAGCACGUCGGACGAGGCGUUCUUCAAACACAAGUGCAGGUUCUGCGCGAAGGUCUUCGGGAGCGACAGUGCCUUGCAGAUCCACCUGCGCUCCCACACCGGAGAGAGGCCCUUUAAGUGCAACAUCUGCGGGAACAGGUUCUCCACCAAGGGGAACCUCAAGGUCCACUUUCAGCGCCACAAAGAGAAAUACCCUCAUAUCCAGAUGAACCCCUACCCCGUGCCUGAGCAUCUGGACAAUAUCCCCACGAGUACCGGCAUCCCGUACGGCAUGUCCAUUCCUCCGGAAAAGCCGGUCACCAGCUGGCUAGACACCAAACCGGUCCUGCCCACUCUGACCACCUCCGUCGGCCUGCCGUUGCCCCCGACCCUCCCAAGCCUCGCGCCCUUCAUCAAGACCGAAGAGCCAGCCCCGAUCCCCAUCAGCCAUUCAGCCACCAGCCCCCCGGGCUCUGUCAAAAGCGACUCUGGGGCCCCCGAGACGGCCACGAGAAACCCGGGUGGGCUCGCAGACGAAGCUGAAGAGUCCGCCGGGCUGCCGUCAGGGGGCAGAAGUGAAGAGAGCGGGGCAGCCCCUGGCGCAGCCCCUGGCUCAGCCCCGGCGGCCGGCAGUGGCAGCGGCUCUCUGAGCUCCCCGGCGGCCGACGGGGGUCCAGGCAGCGCGGUGGCUUUUCCCAACCCCCUGCUGCCGCUCAUGUCUGAUCAGUUCAAGGCGAAGUUUCCUUUCGGGGGACUGUUGGACUCAGCCCAGGCCUCAGAGACCUCCAAGCUUCAGCAGUUGGUAGAGAACAUUGACAAGAAGGCCGCUGACCCCAACGAGUGUAUCAUCUGCCACCGGGUCCUCAGUUGCCAGAGCGCCUUGAAGAUGCACUACCGGACACACACCGGGGAGAGGCCCUUCAAGUGCAAGAUCUGUGGCCGGGCUUUCACCACGAAAGGGAACCUGAAGACCCAUUACAGUGUCCAUCGGGCGGUGCCCCCGCUCCGAGUCCAGCAUUCCUGCCCCAUCUGCCAGAAGAAGUUCACCAACGCCGUGGUCCUGCAGCAGCACAUCCGAAUGCAUAUGGGUGGUCAGAUCCCCAACACCCCGGUCCCCGACAGCUACCCUGAGUCCAUGGAGUCGGACACGGGCUCCUUCGACGAGAAGAAUUUCGACGACCUGGACACCUUCUCUGAUGAAAACAUGGAGGACUGUCCCGAGGGCAGCAUCCCUGACACGCCCAAGUCCGCGGAUGCGUCCCAAGACAGCUUAUCUUCUUCGCCUUUGCCCCUGGAGAUGUCAAGCAUCGCUGCUUUGGAAAAUCAGAUGAAGAUGAUCAACGCCGGCUUGGCAGAGCAGCUGCAGGCCAGCCUGAAGUCCGUAGAGAACGGGUCCGUCGAGGGGGACGUCCUGACCAAUGACUCGUCCUCGGUGGGCGGCGAUAUGGAGAGCCAAAGUGCUGGCAGCCCGGCCAUCUCAGAGUCUACCUCUUCCAUGCAGGCUCUGUCCCCAUCCAACAGCACCCAGGAGCUCCACAAGUCCCCCAGCGUGGAGGAGAAGCCACAGAGAGCAGUGCCCAGUGAGUUCGCCAACGGUUUGUCCCCCACCCCCGUGAAUGGUGGGGCUCUGGAUCUGACGUCCAGUCACGCAGAGAAGAUCAUCAAGGAAGAUUCUUUAGGGAUCCUCUUCCCUUUCAGAGACCGGGGUAAAUUUAAAAACACUGCUUGCGACAUUUGUGGCAAAACCUUUGCUUGUCAGAGUGCCUUGGACAUUCACUACAGAAGUCAUACCAAAGAGAGACCAUUUAUUUGCACAGUUUGCAAUCGCGGCUUUUCCACAAAGGGGAAUCUGAAGCAGCACAUGUUGACACAUCAGAUGCGGGACCUGCCGUCCCAGCUCUUUGAGCCCAGUUCCAACCUCGGCCCCAAUCAGAACUCGGCGGUGAUCCCCGCCAACUCGUUGUCAUCUCUCAUCAAGACAGAGGUCAACGGCUUUGUGCAUGUCACUCCUCAGGACAGCAAGGACACCUCCACCAGUCACGUCCCCUCUGGGCCUCUGUCCUCCUCUGCCACAUCCCCAGUUCUGCUCCCAGCUCUGCCCAGGAGAACCCCCAAGCAGCACUACUGCAACACGUGUGGUAAAACCUUCUCCUCGUCCAGCGCCCUGCAGAUCCACGAGCGAACUCACACUGGAGAGAAACCCUUUGCUUGCACUAUUUGUGGGAGAGCUUUCACAACAAAAGGCAAUCUGAAGGUACACAUGGGCACUCACAUGUGGAAUAGUGCCCCUGCGCGACGUGGUCGGCGUCUGUCCGUGGAUGGCCCCAUGACAUUUCUAGGAGGCAAUCCUGUCAAGUUCCCAGAAAUGUUCCAGAAGGAUUUGGCGGCCAGGUCAGGAAGCGGGGAUCCUUCCAGUUUCUGGAAUCAGUACGCAGCGGCGCUCUCCAACGGGCUGGCCAUGAAGGCCAAUGAGAUCUCCGUCAUUCAGAAUGGUGGCAUCCCUCCAAUUCCUGGAAGCCUGGGCAGCGGGAGCAGCUCACCUAUUAGCGGCCUGACGGGAAACCUGGAGAAGCUCCAGAACUCCGAGCCCAGCGCUCCCCUGGCCGGCCUGGAGAAGAUGGCCAGCAGCGAGAACGGAACCAACUUCCGGUUCACCCGCUUCGUGGAGGACAGCAAAGAGAUUGUCACAAGUUAAAGCAACUCUGGCUGGAGAAAGAGCAUCCUGGCUCAGAACGAGACCCACGGUUGCCUCCUCCUCCUCCUCCUCCUUGCCCCAUCCUCCCACCCCCUUCCCUCCCGGUUCCCCCAGAUCUAUGAACUACAACAUUACGAAGACAUUCUUUUGUACCUUGUUCAACUUUUAGAGUUAUAAGAAAGCUUAUUUAUUAGUGAUAUAACCUGGCUUUGCAAACAGAAUGCAAGCGUUAACUUUGGUCUUCUGUAUUUUGGACUAAAUACUAAUUGACUAGAGUGCUGUAAAUUUGCUGUAACAUUUAUGGCAAUCGCAAGUUGCCCUGCUAGGCGGUCUUAAUCUGGCAUUAACUUAUUUUCUAUAUCCGGUUUAAUAUGAAUCUGGUGUUGAUGCAAUGCCUCAGUGAUGCAUUAGAUCUCUAAUAAAGUCUGUAUAUAAAUGUACACUUUGAUCCUGCUGGAAAAGUUUUAUCAGCAAACACAUUGUCUAAUCUUUCGAAACAAAUUUAAGCAAAGGACUGAAAGUACAGACUGAUCCAUGUGGUUCUUUGAAAGGUUUGGGCUUUUUGGGUUUUUUUGUUUUGUUUUUGUUUGGUUGUUUUUUUUUUUAAUUUUUAUUGGAAAAUUCAACCUGCUUUUUUUUUUUUUUUGUAGAUUUAACCAUUUCCGUUUUGAACUGCUAUUCGUACUGUGCUUUUUACUUGAGUCGUCCUCAAUGUUGAUAAGUUUCUGUACAGUAAUAAGCACGCAGAAUUCUUUAGAGAAAAUACAAGUGUUGUUUUGGUAGUUGAAACUGAGACGUAACAUUUUGCCUUGUAGGUAUGUUCACAAUAGAAAAUGUGUGCUGGAAUUACACAAUGCUGCUAAGUAUGGCAUCUUGAACAACCGUCAGUGGAGAAAAUGUAGAUGCUCUUGUACAUACAAUAAGAAAUAUCACUUUCAUUAAAAUGUACAUAUGUUCCUUACAA